AUUACGGUGAAGUGUCAUUUCACAUAAACAGUUCAAAACACACUUGCUCACACAUACACACAGAGAGAGUAAGCAAUCAAUCAGGACAAAAAGAUGAGUGAAGAGGGGAAGAGAUCUCCGUCGUCAAGUGUUACGGAUGAUCGGAAAACUACCGCAUCUUCCGCCAGCACCAGAAAAGUUGUUAUCAAAAGCGCCGAUAUGAAACCUGAUAUGCAAACUGAAGCCGUUAAUAUCGCCAUUGCUGCGUUUGAGAAUUGCAGUGUGGAGAAGGAUGUAGCGGAACAGAUUAAAAAGGAAUUUGAUAAGAAUCACGGUCCUACGUGGCACUGUAUCGUCGGCAAAAACUUCGGAUCUUAUGUGACUCAUGAGACGAACCACUUUGUCUAUUUCUAUCUGGAAUCGAAGGCAGUGCUGCUGUUCAAAUCUGGUUGAGCAUGUUUUAGUACUGCUGCUGCUUGGACAUGUAUGUAUCCGAAAAUCCAAUAGAAGCUGAAUAUGCUUGUGAUAUUGUAUAUUCGUGUGGGUUUAUCAUUGUGUUUGAAUGCAUUUAUAAUACCUUCUAUUGUCUUCUAUAUUUCUUCUGGUAUUAUUACCUUCGAGGCUUCAGACAUUAAUGAAUAACCUGUUCGAUUUGAGAUA
This is a messenger RNA of Erigeron canadensis, 639 nucleotides long. RefSeq names its product dynein light chain LC6, flagellar outer arm. The record is from RefSeq and is a predicted model, not a curated record. Gene Ontology annotation, molecular function: dynein intermediate chain binding; dynein light intermediate chain binding. The coding region runs from base 94 to 432 and encodes 112 amino acids. Gene Ontology annotation, biological process: microtubule-based process. The transcript has 3 exons. Lineage: Eukaryota; Viridiplantae; Streptophyta; Magnoliopsida; Asterales; Asteraceae. Gene Ontology annotation, cellular component: dynein complex.